AUGAAGUACUCGGCCGUCGCUCUUCUCUCCCUUGCCCAAGGCAUUGUUGCUAUCCCGUCCCUGCUGGGACAGAUCCAGCAGAGCCAGUCCAAGGUUCUGGUGCCUGAUAAGGAUAUAUCUCUUUUUAUCAAGCUUUCACAGAUUCCUAUGCACAGGGACAAGCCCCACACUAAGCAGGAGGAUAUCUGCUGGCUCCUGUGCGCUUCUGAGGAGAUUCAGUGCCCAGAAGAAUGGUUUUCCCUUCAUCAGGUUAGAUCGCCUUAUUGA
This is a messenger RNA of Fusarium fujikuroi IMI 58289, 267 nucleotides long. RefSeq lists its product as uncharacterized. The record is from RefSeq and is a predicted model, not a curated record. The transcript is spliced from 3 exons. Lineage: Eukaryota; Fungi; Ascomycota; Sordariomycetes; Hypocreales; Nectriaceae. The coding region runs from base 1 to 267 and encodes 88 amino acids.